CUCCCUGCCUAGCAUGAAUAUUUUCCCUAGAUUCUGAAUUCUGGUAUUUUCAGUGCUCCAGGCUCCAUGACUCCCUUGCUUCGUAUGAGGCAGUCGGUCUGAGGUGGUCGUUAGUCUUUUGCCGCGAACUUCUUAGUUUACUGCACGGUGACCGACCAGGGAAAAACAAAACAUUGAUGUCACCCGAGAAACGGCCAAGGACAGCACUUCACAUGCCCAGAAGCAGCAACCUCUGUUAUAAGGUCAACGUUUUUUGGGUAUUAACGAGUCGCGAGCGAAAAUGGAGUUAAAGCGGUGGCAGGAGGAGAUAGUGGAGAUUAAAGACUCGGACCUGGCGGCUUUAGAGACCGUGCUUUGCGGCGCACAUCCCGGCGGAUUCGCCGUUUAUCUAGAGGAACUGGAGGCGGAGCACGGCGCGUCGCAGUGCAACGUGGUGUGGACGUACGGCGCGAUCGCGUAUCGGUGCCGCGACUGCCAGAUUAACGACGCCAGUGCCAUCUGCGUGAAGUGCUUUCAGGAGGGGGACCACCGCAAUCAUGACUAUGUGAUGUACCGCAGUGAGUCAGGCGGCUGCUGUGACUGCGGGGAUCCUUCCUCCUGGAAUCCCAAAGGAGCCUGCAAGCGCCAUCGCCAUCAGGACCACUCAGCUGACACACCUAAGCCGCUGCCCGGGAAUCUCGGGCAGGUGACGGAAGCAGCUGUGGCAGCUGUGGUGGGGCAGCUGGUGCUGCAGGUUGGGCACGCUGUGAAAUUCCCACUGCAACCCCACAGGGACCUCCUGAAGCUGAUUGCCUGGCUGGACAAGAUCUCCCACGCUGCUGCCAUCAGGGACAUAGUGUGUGAGAGCAUGGCUGCACCCCUCCCUCCCGCCCUGGUGGCUGCUGUAGCGCACGGAAGUGCAGGGAGCACAGGGAGGGGUGUGGUGGGAGAAAAUCUACGGCAGUCCAGCAUAGCGGCUGGGGACGUGGGGCAGGGUGGAACCAGGGAGGGUGGAGCUGGGGAGGGGAGGGCGGGAGAGGGGAGCAUGGGGCUUGAUGUAGCAGCAUCAGCAGCAGCAGCAGAAGCAGGUGUUGGUGGUGCAGGCACCGCAGGAGAAGCAGAGAAAGAAGCAGCGGGUGCGCCAUUAUCCCUCUCAUCCCGUCCCUCCCUCUCUGCAGUCCAGUACCUUCUGGAAACGCUGUCUGCUAUGCCAGAGGACGUAGUGACCCAGCAGGCCACGCUCUUCCUGCUGCUGCUCUACAGCCACGCCUUCAAGGACGUCUUCUCAGGGCUGCUCAUACAGCAAUACCCGCACCUCGUGCUCAAUGUGCUCCACGACCACAACCCCUCGGCGCGGUUUCUCAAGAUCGAGAAGGCUCUGGACCGAGUGAUGGUGCAGCUGUUCAACAUCCCCGAGGUCACCAUGCACUGGGUGCUCUCGGGCAGUCUCCUCCAGCUUUUUGCCUCAGUCUUCUGCCGCGUCCUGCAAGCCGCCAAAACGCCAGCAGGGGUGCUUAAUUGUGAGAGCCCCAUCAUCUGGCCACGAGAAAUAGUGACACAUAGCAACCUGCAUCCGCUCUACUCUCGCCCGCUGCACGACAUGCGCCUCAUUUUCUCCCACACGCCGGUCGUCAACUACCUGCUCACUCAGAGGCUUGACGUGCUAGCUGACUUGCUGCUCACGCUCUCCCUAGUCCAGGGCAUGAACCCUUACGUGCGCUUUGAGUAUGGCGACCCCACUGAAGGCACCAGGUGGACCAAAGCCGUCACUCUCGAGAUGCUGGUGAUUGGUCUCAUCGACACCAUCACAGAGCGCUACACCUCCUCCCCGUCCACCGUCCCUACCACCAUCCUACCUCCUGCUGGGGGCACAGGGGGAGGGGCGGGUCUGGGAGAAGCAGGAGGAGGAGGCGGUGAGGGUGUGGAUGCGGAGCACGCUCUGCUGAAUGGAGCGCGGAUUGCAUUGCAAGCAUUGCUGGCAUGGUUGGUCAAGAAUCAGAUCAAGGCAGAGGACACGGGGUCCAAGUCAGUGGCCAUGUCGCUGCACCUGCCCCUGCACCGCAUUCUCGCGCUCUUCUUUGCCUCGCUUGUGCACAUUGCAGCACACGCUGUGCCUGCCGUUGCUGGGAGUGGUGGUGAUGGUGCUGCUGCUGCUGCUGGCGCUGGUGGCGGUGGCGAGGGGGGUGAUGGGUCAGGCCCAGCAGCAUCGGUGCCUCAUUUGCGUCGGCUGCUGCCACUUAACAUGCGCAGAGAGGUGCUAGCCAUCGCGGAGCACCCCCUUCGACUCUUCGCCUGGAUGGCUCAGAUCCGAGCGCGCGAGUGGCACUACCAGGGCGAGGAUCUGAGCAAGCUGGAGCGCAUCCGAGCGCGCGAGUGGCACUACCAGGGCGAGGAUCUGAGCAAGCUGGAGCGCGUGUACCGGGGGGGCUACUGGCCCGCUGCCAUGGACCUCGAUCUGCUGCUGCUGCAGCUCGUUGCCCUCUUCUCCUCUGACGCCCCUGCGGCUCUCCUCACGUCUGCCGUCAAGCACUUCAGUCUCCAUGAUACCUUCAGCAAAGCCAUCCAAUGCGCUUCUGCCACGUCAGUGUCCUCGUCAUCUGCCCCGAGUGCUGAAUGGACGGCAGCAGAGCUCAGCCGAUUGGCUGAUCUGCUCAAGCUUGUGUUGCUGAUCAUCCGAGACCCCAAGCACACAGGCUUCUCAGAGGACCAUGUGCUUCGCUACCACGUCAUUCAGUGGCUUGCAGUGCGCGACCGAACUCAUAGUGAUCUCUCCCAGCAAAUUGGGUCCUCGUUGGCCAGUCUACCCCAUUUGAACGCAGUGCUGCAAGACGUGGCAGUGCACCACGUGCCCAAGCGCCUGCAGCAGAGGGGUUACUUCCAGCUGAAGCCCUCCUGCUGGGGGGAGUUCGACCCGCUCUUCCCGCACUACUCACUCUCUGAACUAGAGGAAGCGCAGGAGCGAGCAGAGAGGCUUGCGCCCAAGGUUCCCUUCUGGCGAGUGAAGUGUCCGCAGCGACACAUGGCGCCAUUUGAUAGGCUGCCAGACAUGGCCCACACGGAGCCAUGUCACAUUGUGGUGCGUUGUGCUGUGGCAUGCGCCUCUCACUUGCUCUCUUCGCCCAACCCGGCCCACCGCACUCAAGCGGAAACCAUUGCUCUCUUGGCCACACAACUAGUGACUGUGGCUGCUACUGAUGCCAGGUCGGCUCCCAGUUGGGUGUGGAGGGAGGCCAUGGUACUUGGUUCCCCCAUCUCCUCCCCCUCCCGACCGCCCCUGCAUCCCAAGACGCCUGGCAGCAGUGGGAGCAGCGGCAGUGGCGACAGUGGGGGCGGUGGGGAGGGCGAGUGGGGGGAUUCGGAGCGGUUGCAGACGGUCAGGUGCCGGGCUGCUGCUUCUGCUGAUGAUGAUGACGAUGUGGCCUGUGUGAGCUGCUCGCCUCGUUGGCUGGAGGGCAUUUCCAAGAGUUUCAACAAGCUCCGCUCGCAAUCCCCCUCGCGCUCCUCCCUCGACCUCUUCCGCUCCUCCUCCUCCCCCUCCCAGCGCUCCCCCUCCCGCCACUCCCCCUCUCGCACCUCCCCCUCCCGCCACUCCCUUGACAUCGCCCGAAGCCUCGAUGACGCUGCUGCUACUGCUCCCCUCCCUGUUGCUGCUGCUGGUGCUGCUGCUGGUGGUGAUGUUGAUGGUGCCGAUGCUGCUGCUGGUGACUCUGACUCUGCAGCAGCAGCAGCAACCGCUGGUACUGGCUGCUUACCAUCUCCCUUGGCAGCGGUACCAGCAGCAGGGGACGAGGUAGCAGCAGCAGUCAUAUCAUGCUUACCCUUUGGUGGAGAGGCCCGGGGAGUGGCGGACGCAAAGGCCAAGGGACGGGCAUCGCCUUUUGACUCCCUCCCCAAUGUGUUUGUCUCCCUUAAGAGCAUACUACCGAAGACGGAUAACCCUCGUCUCAAGGACGCCAUCGAACAUGUGAUUUCGUCUCUCGUAGGCAGACUCAACCUGCGACCUCACGAGGCAAAGGGCGAGUCCAAGGCAGAGCAACCUGGGCGUGGAGCAGCAGCAGGAGAAACAGCUGGCGCAGGCACGCCAGCAGGAGGGGGAGCGGGCGGGGGAGCAGCAGGAGUGUCGAGGUCGCCUGGAGGGGGGAUGGGGUCGGAGGAGCAGAAGCGGCAGCAGAAGAGGCAAAGGCAGGCUGCCAUCAUGGCCCAAUUCGCUGCUAAGCAGAGCGCCUUUGCCAAGAUGCUGGAUAUGGAUGGUGAUGAUGAUGAGAUGGAGGAGGGAAAGAAGGAGGCAAGAGAUGCUGCACCGGCAGGGGCAGGGGCAGGGGCAGCAGCCAGGAAAGCCACAGCAGCUGCAGCAACAGCAGCCGAGGAAGGGGUUGGAGGGGCAGGAGAAGUGCACAGGGCAGGGGAAAGCAUGGCUGUUGAUGCGGAAAGGAGGGAAGGAUUGGAGGGGGCAGCAGGAGCAGCGGCAGCAGCAGCGGCAGGCGGCGGUGAUUCGAGAAAGGCGAGGAUUGCACCGGGGUCUCUUGCUGCCUUCACAUCUGCUGAGCCAGAGCUAUGCGGCUUCUGCCAUGCUGAGUGCCGCCCCACACCAUCAGCGCCCAUCGGGUGGGUGGCGCUGGCGCAGCCCUACAAGCUGCCAGCCAUCAUGCACUCCCGCGCCCUGCCCCUCACCGCCCCCUCCACUGCACCUGCACCUACUGCUUCUAUGCCGGCUGCUGCUACUACGGUUGCUGAUGCACUCUCCUUGACCCCCCUGCAGCCUCCGCCUCUGCUGCUGCGACCAUCCAAAAAAGCAGCGGCAGCAGCAGGCCUCUCCGCGAAACAGGCAAUGGAGCAGUUAAAGGAGCCGAAGGAGGGGUCUGGUGCUGCUUCUGCUUCUGAGCCGACUCAGAAACAGGAGGGUUCUUCUUCUGCUGCUGCUGCUGCUUCUGUAGCAGCAGAGACGGGGAUGAACCUGAAGGGGCAGGCAGCAGCAGCAGCAGCAGCAGCAGCAGCAUCAGCGGUAGUGCAGGGGUCUACGGCAGUGCAGCCUGCUGCAGGGAAUGCGAGUAAUGCAGGAGACUCGGAAUGCACAGUGGGGGUGCAGGUGGAGGGAUCUCUGGAUACGCAAGUCACAUCUCACAUCCGGUGCUGCGGCCAUCAGAUGCACUUUAAGUGCUACAGCCAGUACAUGUCGGCAUUGGUAGAGAGGGACCAAGCAGACCGACCAUACGAAGGCCGGGGCCUCAUAGAUCUGCAACAAGAGGAGUUCCUCUGCCCUGUGUGCCGCCGCCUCGGCAACCUGCUGCUGCCAGACGUCAGGAUGACUCUGCCCCUCGCCAACCCCCCACUGCGCUUUGAGGCGCCUAGAAACGUGACUUCUGCUGCGGGUGGCGCUGCUGUUGGGGCUGAUGCUGCUGGUGGUGCUGGUGCUGGUGGUGCUGGUGUUGCCGUUGCUGGUGCGGGCUCUUUUGGAAAGAAGACAAGGAAAGAGGAACGAGAAAUUCAGGCCCUUCAGAGGGUUUUGGAGCGGUUGAGAGGGGUGAAGAGGUGUCUGGACGAGGAGAGUGAGGAGGGCCGGUGGGAGGAGGAGGAGCAGGUGUGGUGGACCCGGUUCUGGACAAACAACAGCGCGCUGAGCGGCUUCCUUGUGAUAUUCUCCUGCCAGAACUCCAUGAUUCGCCACCUGCCCUCUCGUUCAACCUCUCCUGGAUACGUCUGGAAGUCUGCGUGGGAGUUGCUUGCCCUCAACAUCAUCCACCACGAGGUCGAGACAAGACACGCCGCCCUGCAAGCCAUGCUCACUUCUACAGCCGCUACAGCCGCUACAGCCGCUACAGCUGCUACAGCCGCUACAGCUGGCUCUGGGGCAAUGGCAGGAGUCGAAGCAUCGUCAGCAGCGGAUGUGGCGCGUGCAUGUGCUGGCGAGGGGUCGGACAAGGGGCAUGAGAUGGCUCUGGAUGGACUGGCGCAUCUGGCUCUACUUACCAACACCAUCAUGGCUGCAGCCCCUGUGGUGGAUCACCAGUGCUCGAAUCUGUUCAAGUGGUUGCAAAUUGAACAAGAGGAGGAUGCAGAAGCACCCAAGGAGGGACGGGGGGAGGGGAAAACUGGGAAGCGGAAAGGAGGGAAUGGGGGAGAGAGUGGGAGGCGGGGAGGGGUUGAUCAUAGGAGAGAAGGCGGGGAGGAGAGGAGCGGGAGUCAGUCUGGGAGUCCAAGUCAGGCAGAGGAUGUGGAAAUGAGAAGCGGCGGGGGUGCGGAGGGGAUGACGGAGGAAGGGGAACAGGAAGAGGGUGAUUCGUUCGAGUGGGAGGAAGUGCAAGAGGUGACAGGAGCGAGCAACCUGACAGGAGCGAGCGAUCUUGAGGCGCAGCAGGCUCUGGUCAUUCCACUGAAUGUUCAAGAGGCUAUGAUUCGGUUUGGUGGGAUGGAGGCAGGGGGAGAGGCGAGUGCGGGUGGAGGAGGAGGAGGCGGUGGAGGAGGGUUGAGAGGAAGAGGAGGGAGGUUGCCCAUGGGACUUUUCGGGGCUCUUAGUGAUGAGGAGGAGGAAGAGGAGGACGAGGAGGAGGAAGAGGAGGAGAGUGAGGAGGAGUGGGAAGAGGUGGAGAGUGGUGAGGAGUGGGAAGAGAUGGAGGAGGAGGAGGAGACUGCAGAGGAGGGAGGGGGAGUUGGGUCCGUGCCUGUAGCUGCUGAUGCUGCUGCUGAUACUGCUCCAGCGGAGGGCACUGCUGCUGGGUCUGCUGCUACUGCUCCUGCUCCUGCUCCCCCUGCUCCUCCUCCUGCACCUGCUGCUGUUGCUACAGCUGCUGCUGCUGCAACUGCUGCUGCCGGCACACAGGAGCUGGGUAUAAGGAGAAGGCAAGUGCAAACCGCCUUAGCAGCCGAGGCAGCAGCAGCAACAGCAGCAGCAGCAGGACGCGCAAGAGCAGCAGCAAGAACAGCAGGGGAAGCCGCGGCAAGGCGAGCAUUGGGAAUGGUGAGAACAAGGGGAGGAAGGGGAGAAAGGGGAGUAGGAGCACGGGGGGGAUCUAGGGCAGCAGGGGUGAGACUUGGAGCAGCCCGGCAAGGGGCAGCAAGGGGAGCACUCAGAGGAGGAGGCAGAGGAGGAGGCAGGGGAGCAGGCAGGGGGAUCAGAGGGCCAGCGCCAGGCAUGGCCCUCCCCCCAGAGCUCAUACAGGCGCUCCUAGCAGAGGGGAUCUCGCCUGCUGAGAUGAUGGCUGAAUUGCGGGAGUUGACAGCGGAGGGGGAGGAGGAGGAUGCGGAGGAGGAUGAGGAGGAGGAGGGGGAGGAGGAGGAGCGGGAGGAUUUGGGUACGGAUCCCGGGUGGAGUGUGUUGUUGGGACUGCUGUCGCAGCCUGUGCUGGCUGCUGACCCCUUUGCUGUGCUGCUGGCGAUGAUUCAGUCCAAGCAGCCCCGCCCAUCUGCCGCCACGACUCACGCCAUCCUUCUUGUCUCAUUCUGUGUGGCCAUCGCCCAAGUGCUCGCCGCCCUCCUUCCCUCCUCCCUCCUCCGCUCCUCCUCUUCUUCCUCCUCUCAUUCCUCUGCCCCCUCUCGUCCCUCCUCCUCCUCCACCACCUCUGUUCCUUUCUUGGGGAUGUUCCCGAGGCCUUCUCCUGUUUCUGCUGCCGCUGCUGCUGCUGCUGCUCUCUCGGUCUGUUCCGAACGUGCGUAUGAGGAGUGGGUUGACUUGGCUGUCCAGGCCUGCUGCCUGCCGUACCUCCGCCGAGCCUACAUUCUGAUUCACUACCUUGGCAUCAUGCCGCUCAGAGAGCCACCGCUUGUGGAUAGCCGUGUCAGAGCGAUCACGAAUCCAAAUCCCCAGAUUCUGCUCUCUGAUUGGCUGCGUCGCUCCCUUGCCCUCCCGCCUGUGGCCUCUGUGCUUCGCCUCAUGGCGUCUGCCAGCAAUGGAGCAUCAUCCUCGCACCUCCAUCACAUGUUUGCCUCAUGGAACCUCCCCUCGGAACCACCCCGGCUGGUCAGAGCUCCCACCGAGCCAUCGUUUUACCCGUUGCCGGAGAUUUACCAGGACCUUCUGCUUGCCACAAUGAAGAAGACGUGCAAGAAUUGCGGGGCGGAGCCGCCUAACCCCGCCAUCUGCCUGUGCUGCGGGGAGCUGCUCUGCUACAACUCCUCCUGCUGCCGCCCAGACGGCCGCGGGGAGUGCUACAGACACGCGCUGAGAGAGAACGGAGGCACGGGUUUGUUCCUUGUGAUGCGAUCGACGCAGCUGGUGCUGAUACAUGGGGUCCAUAUAUGUGUCGGCCUCUCCAUCUAUCUCGACUCGCAUGGGGAGGAUGAUGCCUUCAUGCGUCGUGGUCGACCCCUGUACCUAAGCCAUUCCCGACUUGCGGAGUUCCUUCGCCUUUGGAAGACUGCGUCAAUCAGCCACGACAGCCAGAUUCUUCACGCCUCUCUCUUUGGCUCAAUGAUGGGGUGAUGGUAGUAAUGUGGAGCAGGGCCCAAAAUUGGUUUUGGGCUGCCCUUUGAAAACAGGGUGGCCCAACCGAAACACCCUGUCACACAGGGUACCUAACUCAGGGUAGUCUGAUUUUUCAGGGUAAAUUUUUUGCAGCACUGUUUACACAGGGUAUAUAUAAAACCACCCUGUUCUUCAUUGCCACUGCAUUGCAAUUUAAAGCCAUUGACUACAAUAGCGAAACUGUUUUGAACUUCGGAUGGACAGGAGCUUGGGCUAUGUAUGUUGCUGACUUGACGAAAUGUAUAGUUCGACAC
This is a messenger RNA of Closterium sp. NIES-67, 8691 nucleotides long. NCBI's taxonomy places the organism in Eukaryota, Viridiplantae, Streptophyta, Zygnematophyceae, Desmidiales, Closteriaceae. The record is from the annotation of a GenBank genome assembly.